Messenger RNA from Myotis myotis, 2177 nucleotides. It is a transcript of the gene HAUS5, whose product is annotated as HAUS augmin like complex subunit 5. The transcript is spliced from 18 exons. NCBI's taxonomy places the organism in Eukaryota, Metazoa, Chordata, Mammalia, Chiroptera, Vespertilionidae. Bases 187 to 2091 code for a protein of 634 amino acids. The record is from RefSeq and is a predicted model, not a curated record. Gene Ontology annotation, biological process: centrosome cycle; spindle assembly. Gene Ontology annotation, cellular component: centrosome; HAUS complex.
GCGCCGCCGGAGAGCGCGCGGGCGGCGGCGGAGGCGCCGUCAUGGAGUUAGUGCGGGAAGCGCGGGAACUGGUUUGCUGGGCUACGGAAGAGAUGGAGGCGCCCGAGGCUGCCCGGGCCCCGGAGUCGACGCUGCGCAGGCUGUGUCUGGGCCAGGGGGCCGACAUCUGGGCCUACGUCUUACAGCAUGUGCGCAGCCAGAGGAAUGUCACGAAGAUCCGGGGAAACCUACUCUGGUAACUUGUCCUCAAAGCUAUCCGUAUUUUCCCCAGUCCCAAACAGCCCUGUCCCCACCCACAGCCUUACACCUCCUGGAAGUCCCUGUCAUUCCCUAACUUCGUCCUCAUUUCCUCAGGUAUGGCCACAAAUACAGUUCAGAGGCCUGCCGGAAGUCGGAGCUGGAAGCUGCCAUUGCCCACCUUUGGGCAGAGAUCCAGGAGUUAGACCAGAGCUUGGAGCUGAUGGAUCAAGAGACCGAGGCUCAGGACAUGGCCAUGGAGCAGGUAUUGCAGAGCAUGCAAGACACCCAGCGGCAUGCUCUCCUCCUUCGGGCCCAAGCUGGGGCCAUGAGAAGGCAGCAACGUGGACUCCAACAUCCCAUGCAGUGGCUACAGAAUCAGCUCGGGCGCCUGCAGGACAUAGAAAGCGACCCAGCCCCAAUUGCAUUCUUUCUAGGAAGGCUAAAAUGGAUAUAACCUUUGGCCCCUUGACAUCGCCAGCCCUAGGCCUGGAGCCUGUGGUUCUGGGUGAUGUCCGAAGAGCCUGCACCCUCCGAACCCAGUUUCUACAGAACCUUCUGAUUCCUCAGGCCAAAGGAGGCAGCAUCCCAAGCCCUCAAGAUGACCACUUUGGAACUUCCUACCAGCAAUGGCUUAGCUCAGUGGAGACACUGCUGACAAACCACCCUCCCAGCCACGUCUUGGCUGCCUUGGAACACCUGGCUACAGAACGGGAAGCAGAGAUUCGGUCCCUGUGCAGUCAGGACAGACUCCAAGAUACGAAGAUGGCCAGGUGCCAGGUACCAGAUCAGUCAGACUCCAGCCAGGCCCUGCCGUCCGUGAUGCAUCUCAUCCAGGAAGGCUGGCAAACUGUGAGUGUGCUGGUCACCCAGCGGGGCCCCCUCCUGAAGGAGCAUCACAUCCUGACCCAGCGCCUCCAGAGCCUGUUGGAGGAGGUGGAGAGGUGUGCCCUGGGAGCCAAUGAGAGGCAGGCAUUAGUGCUGGGACUCCAGGGUUAUGGCCUGUGGGCAGAGCUCAAGGCCCUGUGCGCCCAUAGCCAGGAGCUGGAGGAGGCAGUUGGAAGGCAGCAGCUUCUGCUGCAGGAGCUACAGGCCAAACAGCAACGGAUCCUGCACUGGCGCCAGCUGGUGGGGGAGACACAAGAACAGGUCCGAUUACUCAUCAAGAGCAACUCAGCCAGCAAGACGCACCUGUGUCGGAGCCCUGGGGAGGUGCUUGCUCUGAUCCAGAGAAAGGUGGUCCCCACAUCUGAGGCAGUGGCACCACAGAGCCAGGAACUGCUUCGCUGUCUGGAGGAGGCGGCCCAACAUCUGCCCCACCUUCUGCUGGGCACCCUGCUGCGGCACAGCCCUGGAGGAUUGCAGCCCCUGCCUACAGUCCUGCCAUCCAUCCACCAGCUACAUCCUGCGUCCUCAAGGGGCUCCAGCCUUAUAGUGCUUAGCCACAUUCUGGGGCUACCCACAGGGAAGGCUCCAGAGCUGCUCCUCCCAAAGGCUGCCUCGCUUCGCCAGGACCUUCUGUUCUUCCAGGACCAAUGUAAUCUCCGGUGCUGGGAUCUGCUCCAUAUGAAGAACAGCCUACCGCCAGGACCAUCCACCCAGGAGUUGCUGCAGAUCCAUGCAUCCCAGGAAAAGGAGCAGAAAGAGAAUCUGGGGCAGGCUCUGAAGCAGCUGGAGAACCUGCUGGAACAAGCCCUGGAGCGAAUCCCCAAGCUGCAGGGGAUUGUGGGGGACUGGUGGGAUCAGCCAGGCCAAGUCACCCUCUCGGGGGAGCUCUGCCAAGGCCUGUCCCUGCCCCAGUGGCGGUUACGCUGGGCCCAGGCCCAAGGCAUCCUGCAGCAGCUGUGCAGAUGAAGAGGACACAAACAGGAGUCAAGAGCCUCGUGUUUGUUCACCCCAACAUCUCACCUUCCUCAGUAUUAAAGAAAGCAUCACCUGGG